Microplitis demolitor is the source of this 1004-nucleotide messenger RNA. RefSeq lists its product as uncharacterized. The record is from RefSeq and is a predicted model, not a curated record. NCBI's taxonomy places the organism in Eukaryota, Metazoa, Arthropoda, Insecta, Hymenoptera, Braconidae. Bases 17 to 502 code for a protein of 161 amino acids. The transcript has 5 exons.
CAAACGUGCUCCCAGAAUGACCAGUGAUGAAAAACUGUUAUUAAUUAAAUUAGUUAAUGAACAUAAAGAUGUGAUCGAAAGUAAAACAACUGACAAAGUCUCUUUGAACGAUAAGGAGGAAGUAUGGAAAAUAAUAACUGGACCAUUUAAUCAAGACUUUUCUUCUAGAUCUUCUGUUAAUUUACAAUCAGUUUGGAAAAAUAUAAAAUUGUUAGCCAAAGAAUAUUCACAAAAAUUGCGAAAACAAAGCAUGGGAACAGGUGGCGGGGGAAUGAUUAUCUCUAACAAUUCUAUCUUCGAUGCAGCUCUAAACAUAAUGAAUAAUGUGACAGUACAAGGACAGAGUAAUGAAUUUGACAACGAUGCUGAAGAAAUGACAGUUGAUGAAAUUUUUACUUUGGAUGGCGAAGAUGAUUCAGAUGAUGAAGUAUUUGAAUAUUUGUUAAAGAACAACAACGUUAAAGAUUGGAAAAAAGGUAAUCCAUCCAAUCUCAAAUCAUAAGUAAGCGCACCUUUGAAGGUUAAAAGUACAUCUUUUCAUAACAAAUGUAACAACGAACAAAAACCAUAUAGUAAACUUUCUGAUAAAUCAGUAUCUAUCAAACCCAAGGAUGAAUUAGCGUCAGUUCUCUUACAAAACGCCCAAGAAAAACAUGAAUAUGAAAUUGAAUUGUUAAAACUACAGAUAGAAAAGGAACAACUACUGGUUAGAAAAUUAGAAGAAAAACGAUUAGAAAGUUUGAGUGAUAAAGAUGAAGAGGAUGUUUAGAAAAACUUGAUGUUACUCAAGCCGAUGAUUUCAAAAUGUCAAAACUUCGUUUUAUCGAUUAUGAGAAUUAUUUCAAUUCCAAUGAUUGGAAAGACGUGGAGGACCCCAGUUACUACGAUAAUUUUUUGGUUGUUGCUAACAAUUGUCACUUCCGCCCACGUAAGUCUAUGGCAGAGAUUAUUGUUCGAUUCACUACUCUCUGUGCUGAGUUUGCUAGCUACAAAGAAGAAUUUAA